Molecule: messenger RNA, 2679 nt
Organism: Ustilago hordei
Lineage: Eukaryota; Fungi; Basidiomycota; Ustilaginomycetes; Ustilaginales; Ustilaginaceae
Exons: 1
Coding region: 1-2679 (892 amino acids)
Source: RefSeq, a predicted model, not a curated record
AUGUCGCAACCGCCCUCACCCUCCACAGCGCCGCCGGGGUUGAAACGAAAACGUACAGCAGAACCAGAAUCCGCACUCCGGCCGCACCCAACAAACAACGAUUCGCAACAUGUUGGAGGCGGAGUAUACGUCCAAGUGCCCCAACCCUCAUCAUCAGCCAUGGCUGCAUACCACGCUUCCCAUCUCCCCUCUUCUCAACUUGGCGACUCACAGAUCUCCCUCCCCGCUUCUCUGUUCAGCAGCUCCCAACCGGCACCACCCAACCCAGUGCAGAGUGGAAGCGAAUACCUACCUUGCACUCAACAAGAUACUUCUAAUUCCACCGGCGCCAGCAUGCGUCCUUUACCUGCGAUAUCAGCGUCGGUGUUCGAGCCGUUUCUAGACGAUACUACUGGCUUGCAUCUUGAGUUCGCUGAGGACCGAAUUGCGCAAAAGGAAAAGCAGAGGGGGAGAAGGACAAGCGGUAAUGACGAUGGGCUUAGGGAGGGCGAGAGUAGUAGUCCCGUUCAAUCUUUUUCUCCGCCAGAGGCGGUCGAGGUGAGGCCGGAGGAGGUUCCGAGGAUCGGAACGUGGGUUUUGCCACCGUUGACAGCGGAAAAUAGCAAUCCCUAUGCAGAGGGAUAUGUUAGUGGAGAGGUCUUGAGUCAGAUUCCUGCACCUGCCUUCGAUCAUGACCAGGGUGGGGUUUGGGAACCAGCACUCACUUGUGCCCCUCCGCUCGCACCGUUGCAACAAGAAGCAGAACUAGAACCAAUCCCUUCACAACCAGAACCUCCGUCAUCCACACCGGCACUACCCGCGGCCCCCCUUUCAGCUGCACAGCAAACACAGCCAUCGACAUCCGCCUCCGCUUCAACAACUUGCUCAGGCGCAGCGUUGGUGGGAUGGUCAACUCUUCCCCGCCCCGAACUUGUUUCGUUGAUGCAUGCAUCCCCACACAUCCCAAGUUUCCUAAAAGACGAGAUAGAACGAUUCAUCUUCCGUGCCCAUCGCGCAUCCUUUUGCCGCUCCCAGUCUCAAUCGCAAUCGCAACGUUCCCCCCGCUCGCACCGUCGUCGGAGCAACUCGCAAUCGCAAUCGCAAUCGCAAUCGCAAUCGCAAUCGCAAUCGCAAAACGACGACUCAGAGACGCAAGAAGAUGGAUUUUUACGAACCAAACAAACUUGGGUCAUGGAUCUUCUCCUACUCCCCACCCCCUCCUCCACCCUCGAAUCGUUAGGAGAGCUAGGGGAGAGAGUGGGCAAGUUGACCCAGCAAUCUCAAUCGCAAGGGAGAGGAGGGGUGGCGGUGAUUUUGUUGUUGGAUACCGUCGGGGGUACGUUUGAGGUGCAUGAGUUGGAAGAGAGUUUAGCUGGUCUUCUGAGGGCGGAUCGAAGGUAUAGCGUGCUGUUCGACUGCAAUGGGAGGAAAUGGAACUCUUCUUCUUCUUCUUCUUUUUCUUCUUCGCAACUUCACAACACCCCUACAUCGGCGGUUGUUGGCGGUGUAGGAGAUUUGGAGAGUGCCAACGCGCAGAUAAUCCUACUUGAAUCCAAACUAGAAGCGGCAAAUAAAGAACUCGAAUCCUUAACAUCCAACAACAAGACUUUGCAAAAGCAAAGGUCAGAAGCAGAAGCACAACACGAUUUCUUACGAACCCUAUAUGAUCGAGCCUCUGCCUCAUCCACCUCUGCUCAAGCAAGUGCUGUGGCUGCAGAAGCACGAAUUGUUCAAUUGGAAGCGCAACUUUCCCAGGGACUCGCUCUACACUCUGCUGCUCUGCAAGAUGCUAUAGAGCGGUGGAAGAUCAAGAUGAUCAGCAUAGAGAGGCAGAGAGAGUUCGAGAGGAACCAGAAGGAGAUUACAGAGGGCCAGCAGGUGAGAAGAAAAGCAGCAUUGUGGGAUCAAUUCCAGGCGCAAGAAAGAGAUAGAGAACGCACGCGCGAGCAUAGGGCUAGCAUUAACCAUGAGAGACGCACGAAACUUGCUCGUCAACUUGGCGUUGAGGGGAUGGUGGCGGAGCAGGCGGGUAUGGGACCAUUUGCAAGACCAGGAGUGGGAGUGGGAGGCGCACAGGAGAUGGAUGAGAUGGAUGAACUUGCUGCGUUGGCUAGGGAAGCUGAGGAGGCAGGUGAUAUCCUGCCUACACCCAGUUCACCUUCUGCUGAAGGAAGAAGUAGACGCUCUCGUCACCCACCUCCCUCAAACACAACCCAAGCGGACCAAGAAAAAGCAAGGAGUUUCAACAGUUUCUCCAGCUCCAACCGCCCGCCCCCAACUGCAACUCUAGUCGCCGCUCAAGUCGAAGCAGCCAAUCUCAGCUCUAGCAAGGCUUUGGAGGAUUCAAGAUUGGAAUUGCAAGAUCAGUUUCACAUGUUUUCUUCCCUUGGUACACCGCAAACCGAGGUACAACAAGGCGCCAGUGCAAUCCAGUUGCCUGAUUUCAAUGCUGCUGCCAGUACUCUCUUUGCAGAUCAUACGCGAGAAGAGCAAGGCCUUUUUGUACAGCGUCAAGAUGGUCAAGGUGGUUGGGAAGAUGGAAUGUUAGUCGAAUCAGGUGACCUUGCCGCACUUGUGGGUAGCCAGAGUGUUUUACUCGAAGCCAGUUCUAGUAAUUUCACAGCGACCGCACCCACAGGAUCGGAAGAGGAUGGUCAAGAAAGCUCAGGAUCACAAUUGCAACCUCAUACACAGCCAUAA